AGUUACCUGAUAAAGAGGAAACAUUAUUGUCAUCACUUGAAAACUUCAUUGCAUUACAAAGUAGUGGUAAAAUUGGAUUAAUAACAAAAAAAAAAGAGACAAAUUUUAUUUUUCCUGCCGUAUUUAUAUCUACAACAAACAGAAAAUUAGUUGAACCUCAACGAUUAUAUGAUACAACUGCUGCUGCAAAAGAAAGACCAAUAUCAUUUCGAGCUGGUGGAUUAAAUCUAUUACUUGAUGGUAAUAAAUUAAAAUUUAAAGUUGAAGAUAGUGAUGAAACUUUUAUUUUGCAUCACGCAGUUUACGUUAAAGCUCAAAUUAAACCACCUCAUAACAAACCACCUCAAAUUAAAAAAAAUCGUGGAUUAGAAUACAUGCCAUUAGAUAUUCGUGAUAGGUUUCUUUGUGAUGCCAAAUUAACAAUAGAAACCCCAUUAAAAGAAAAAGAAGAUCAUUUUUAUAAAUUUGAUCAUCUUAUGGCCUCUCUCGAUGCAUUUGACGCUCUCGGUGAUCAUGAGACAAUUGUAAAACCAAAAAAAACUACUAAACCGGAAUUUGAUGAACCUGGAAGAGUACAACUACAAUUUCCAAUGGCUUUAUCACUUCAAGGAUUUAAACAAGUAAUAGAAAUAGCACCAUCUAAUGAAACUUUCAUUAUUUAUCAUAACGUUAGCUUUGAAGCUUUCAAAGAACCCUCUAAAAAAAAUGUUAUUGCUAAUACAAAAAAUGAUAAAAAAACCAACAUUGGCAGAAUUGAAAUGUUACUUCAAACUGGAGAUUUAGAACUUACAACACAAGAUCCUUCGAAUCCAAGUUUUGAUUGCAGACAUGAAGUUUCAAUUCUGGUUGACUUAGAUGGUGAUGUACCGCUCAUUGAAAUGAACCCCAAGACAAUACAGAAACAUACGCACCGAUGA
Molecule: messenger RNA, 917 nt
Organism: Aphidius gifuensis
Lineage: Eukaryota; Metazoa; Arthropoda; Insecta; Hymenoptera; Braconidae
Exons: 7
Coding region: 375-917 (180 amino acids)
Source: RefSeq, a predicted model, not a curated record